AUGGACCUGGCAGCAGAAAGGGAAGCCUUGAUGGAGAUGGCAUAUCCAGAAGUGCAAGUUUUCUGCCAAAAGCAUGGCUUGAUGUUUGAGGUUAUUGAUUUAAGAUGGGGCACCUUUGAUCAGAUGGAGACUCUCCAUAUGUCUACGCAACUCUCUUUAGAAGAAAUCAAACGCUGCCAGAAACUUUCAGUGAGUUCCAGCUUCAUUGCACUGCUUGGAAACGAUUACGGCCACUGCUCCGCUCCUCUGACCAUUGUGGAACAGGAAUUUGAGGCCAUUAGAGCACAACUCCUGGAAGAGCCCAAGACCUUACAGCUUCUGGCCCAAAGGUACCUGAAGGAUGAGAACGCCAUUCCUCCCGUGUAUGUUCUGCAACAAUCAUCUCAGGCAAACCCAGAUGGCGCGGAGGAAGACUUGCUCUUGAUCCUCCGUAGGGCCGCCUGCCAAGCAGAAAAGUAUGGGCUCAUCAGCCGGGAGCAAUUGCAGAAUUACCACAAGUCAGAGAUAUUUCAGGAGAUUGAGGCUGGCCUCUUCAGAUCAGGUGAAUGUGAUGGCCAAAGUACCAUGAUAUUCUUCACAGAAGUGGACAUGCCCAUAUCAGAUAGAGCGGACUCACUACUGGGCACAGAUGAUGUUGGAGAUGAGCUGCACCCUGAAGAACCACAACAGUUAGCAGAUCUGAAGGCAAGCAUCGUAAGCAGGUAUCCUGAGCUGAUUAAGGUUCACAGGAUUCCACCUGAGGUAGAACCCAGGUCUUUCCGGCAGAAGCCCUGGCCCAAGUAUUUGAAGGAUUUCUGCGACCAAUUUAUUGCUGCCACCAACCAUCAUGUGCUCAGGAGCCUGAGAUUCCAAGAACAAAAUCUUGGGAAGCCACCUGAGCUGAUUCGAGAGCUCACUCAUCACAUGGCCCUUGGUCAAAAACACAGCCAGGGUUUCUGCUGGCAGCAGGACCUGCUGGGUCUCAUUUGCCAACGCAUUAAACUGAACCACCAUCAGGCCCAUUCCCCACUUGUCAUCUAUGGACCCUCAGGAUGUGGCAAAACAGCCCUGUUGUACCAUUUAGGUGAAGCCAUACAAACCACCUUGGAUCAGGAAACGCUGGUGAUCCUUCGUUUGCUGGGAACUUCACAGGAUAGUUCCACACCUAACAGCCUUCUUCACAGCCUCUGCCAACAAGUUUGCUUAGCUAUGGGCCUCCCUUAUACCAAGCCAGUUGGCAAUCCAGGCCUGCUCUUCCACCACCUGCUUUCUUCAGCUUCUUGCCAGGGCACCCGGUCCUUUGUCCUACUCCUUGAUUCAAUGGAGCAGCUACACACACCUAGAAAUGCUCACAGAGCUUUCUGGUUGCCAAAAAUAUGUCUUCCAAAGACACACAUGAUUCUUACUAUGCUGCAGAAAGAAAGUGAAGUUCUAGAGAAGAUGACUGGGGCUUCAGAGGAUUAUUUUGAGAUGGGGCCUCUUUCUCAAGAGCAAGUGGGGGCAAUUCUCUCCAAAACUUUGGCAUCCACAGGCCGUACACUAAGGCCCACCCAGCAAGAGUUGUUCCUGCAAAGCUUUGCAAAAGGUGGGUAUGCUCUGUCAGUAGCCCUGGCCAUAAGACAAGCCCAGCGUUGGACUUCAUACGUUCAACUUGCAGCACCAGCCAUAUCAUCUACAGUCUCGGAGUUUGCGCAUCGCUUGUGUGACCACCUGGAGAUGGUGCAUGGCUCUGUCUUAGUAGCACAUGUACUUGGCUAUCUUUCCUGUGCCCGACAUGGGCUCUCAGAAGCAGAGCAAAAAGAUAUCUUGUCCCUCGACAAUGAGGUUCUCGCUGAGAUUUAUUGGCUUCAUCCUCCUCCAAGCAAGGCAACCCUCCGCUUUCCACCCCUACUAUGGGCUCACUUAUACCAGGACCUGGCCCAGUGGCUGGAGGACCGGUGGGCGGAUGGCUUUGCGCUGAUGGAUUUUGCCCACAGGGAGUUGGCUGAUGCUGUGGAGCAACGCUACCUGUCUGUGCCAGAGGAAAGGACCAAGCGUCACCUGCUCCUGGCAGAUUACUUCAGGGGAACUUGGAGCUGGGGCAUGAAGAAACCCAUCCAGCUGCCCUCCUCCAACAAGCCUGUGAGCUUUGAUAGGAAGGUGAUUCCUCAACCUCUCUGGUUCUCCGGCAUCGUUACAAACCAGAGGAAAUUGAGUGAACUGCCCUUCCAUUUACUACAGGCAGGUCUAUUUGAGGAAUUGCAAAGAGAUGUUUUGGGGAACAUGAAUUGGAUCAUCUGCAGAGCAACUUCCACUGGCAUAGAGAGCCUGACUGCUGACUUUGCCAUGUGCCUUGCCCAGAUCAACUGCCCAGAGCUGCAUCUCCUGCAAGAGACUUUCCUGCUUCUGCAGCCUCUUGUGGAUAGCAAACGGAUCCACGGAGGAAAACAGGUGCAGGAAGUCAGCGCUUGGCAUCUGGAGACAGCUGUACCCGUUUUCCAGAUCUCUGCUGAGCCUCCAGACCAAUGGCUCUGUGGAACUGUGUUUGUACCAAGGCUGGUGAUUGUGACUGUAUCUGAACGGGGUGUUUUCAGCCUGUGGGACAGCAUCAGUGGACAGCUACACUCCAAGCAGGAACUGAUAGGGCUGGGAGAAGAGACACCAACAUGCAGUAUAUUGCUCCACACACUGGGCAGGAUGGUGGCCGGCUUCAGCAAGGGCUCUCUCUUGAUGAUCUCUUCUGAUGGACACAGCCUGCUGGAAAAGCUCCCAGAAAGGAUCAGCUUUGUGGUGCUUUCAAAAGACGAAUCUCUCCUGGCAACAGGUUUGAGUGAAUAUCCUGCUCCCUUACCCUACAUUGGUUUUGGGCACCGUGUAAGAGUUUUCCUGGGCAACGUGACAGGAUUCCAUCAACUCCUGGCCUCAGAUUUGCUGCAUUCUGCUGAGGUCUGUGCAGCUGCUAUUUCAGCAGACCAUACCACCAUCGUCACAAGUUCCCAGGACGAAUGCAUAUGGGUCUGGUGUCUAGCCAAACAGGGUUUGCUGACAGAUGUUUUGACUGAUACCGGGACGCCUUCUACACACCUGGCUCUCUGGGAUGUUACCCUGGUAUCCGCCUCUUGCCACACAUCUCACCUCAGAGUCUGGGACCUCAGCUGUGAUCGCAAGCACAAACUACUCCCACCUUAUAUGGCAAGCAAGAGCUGCAUCAGGCUUUCCCACAAUGCCAAAUACAUUUACUUUCCCCAAGAUUAUUACAGCUCUAGUGUUGUCAUUUGGGAUACAGAGGCAGGAAAGGAGCAUGAUAAAUUGGAUGCAUCGGCUCCAGUCCAGUGUCUGGAAGUGGCUGAGCAGAAGAAUCUUCUCUUUGUUGGACUGGUUUCUGGAACAGUGCUGGUGUUUCCCUUGGAUUCCAGGCAAGAUGUUGGUUGCAUCCCUCCAUCAGAGAACCAAAAACCCAUUUGCAACUUGGCACUCACUCAGAAUGAAGAUCAGCUGGCAGUUGCCUGUGAUGACCUUGUGCAGGUCCUGGAUCUGCAUCAGGAAAAGAUGGGUCUCUUGAUUGACCGCCCGGCUUACACCUUUUACACACAGAUCCCUGGUGCCACAAUUUCUAACGUGGCUCUUCUGUCUGGAUACCGGGUGCUCUAUGGAAUGACCAAUGGGGAGCUCUUCAUGUACUACUGCUUGGAGGCCCAUGUGUUCCCACUAGAAGCUCAUGGGAACUGCAUCACCUGCCUGAUGACCAGCCAUGGAGAGAAAUGGCUGCUGAGUGGCUCAGAAGAUUCACUGCUGUGUCUCUGGGAUGUCCAGCUCUGCUCCUGGGAGCACCAGAUGUUUUUCCAGAAGCAAGAUUCCUUUUCCCGUGACAUUUUCUGUGCAUGUUUUUCAAUGGAUGACCAGUACCUGUUCAUCAGCUCUUUGGAUCAAUGUAUUACAGUGUGGGAUGUCUCACGAGGGGCCCUCUUAGCAGUUCAGUUUGUGCAUGCAAAAAUUACCAGGAUGGUGUCAACAGCUGAAGGCUUUGUUGCAACAACACAACUUGGCUACCUCAUGCGGGAGAGAUUCCACUGCCCACAGGCCAUCAACUUUUGCCAUGAUAUGCUCAGCAGUGUUAAAGCAACGUACACAGUGAAAUCUCGGCCAAAAGAGAGCCAGAAUCCAGGAGAGAUUCGGGGCAAUCUAAGGAACGCUCCGAGCUGUACCAACAAGCUAUCACAAAUUUGUAGGAUUGUGUGA
Messenger RNA from Notechis scutatus (mainland tiger snake), 4197 nucleotides. The record is from RefSeq and is a predicted model, not a curated record. NCBI's taxonomy places the organism in Eukaryota, Metazoa, Chordata, Lepidosauria, Squamata, Elapidae.